AUGUAUGAUACAAUUUUCAGGUUCACAAAAGAUAUAAUCUUUACAGAUACGGCCAUUGAACCAUUGGAGCAGAGCGCUUUAGAAACUUUUUCUGACAUUGCAUAUCGAUGUUUGAUGGAAUCUCGUGAAGAUUGGCCAAGGAUGGCUGAGCAAUUCCAAGUUCUUAAAAUCUUGCUGGAAGAGAUAACAUCAGCCACCAACCACUUUAACGUUGAGAAGAACUAUACUGGAGGUGGUGCUUUUGGGAAGGUUUAUAGAGGUGAAAUGUCUCACUGUAAGGGCCGAAGCAUGACUGCUAUUAAGCGUAUUGAUCCGAAGUAUGGACAAGGAAUCCCUAAGCUCUUGAAAAAGAUCAGGACCCUUUCCUGUUACAGGCAUGAAAAUAUUGUCUCUCUUCUGGUAUUUGGGGAUGAGAUGAUCCUUGUGUACGAGCAUGUGUCUCGUGGAAGCCUUGACCGCUAUUUGGACUCCUCUCAUCUCACGUGGUCCCAACGUCUUAAGAUAUGUUUGGAUGCCACAAAGGGGCAAAGGUACCUUCAUGAUCACCAAAGACUUAUCCACUGUGAUGUAAAAAGCACAAACAUCCUACUUGAUGACCAAUGGAAUGCUAAAGUUUCUGACGUUGGAUUAUCAAUAAUGGGCCCCGCUAAUGAGCAUAGCUCUGUUACAUUGUGA
Helianthus annuus (common sunflower) is the source of this 675-nucleotide messenger RNA. RefSeq names its product receptor-like protein kinase FERONIA. Gene Ontology annotation, biological process: protein autophosphorylation. The transcript is spliced from 2 exons. NCBI's taxonomy places the organism in Eukaryota, Viridiplantae, Streptophyta, Magnoliopsida, Asterales, Asteraceae. Gene Ontology annotation, cellular component: plasma membrane; plasmodesma. The record is from RefSeq and is a predicted model, not a curated record. Bases 1 to 675 code for a protein of 224 amino acids. Gene Ontology annotation, molecular function: ATP binding; transmembrane receptor protein tyrosine kinase activity.